Messenger RNA from Daldinia caldariorum, 1452 nucleotides. RefSeq names its product phosphotransferase enzyme family-domain-containing protein. The record is from RefSeq and is a predicted model, not a curated record. The coding region runs from base 1 to 1452 and encodes 483 amino acids. The transcript is spliced from 2 exons. Lineage: Eukaryota; Fungi; Ascomycota; Sordariomycetes; Xylariales; Hypoxylaceae.
AUGCAAUCUAACACUGAGCAGACACUAGACGAGGCCCCAGUCCAGGAUGCUAUUUCAGGACAGAGCGAGCAACUUCGCGCUCUCUCGCAAGACGCGGAUUCUUUAUUUGGAGACUUCGUCGAAUCCGUUAAUAAUGAUGGGGACGCAAAUGAUACGCCAUCAGACUCUGCUAAUAUCUUUCCUCAUCAAGGCGACCCGGCAUACGGCCUCCAGUGGACCAGGGAUGGCGAUUUUCUUUCGUUGAGACCUGAAUGGACAGUCGAACCCUCAGUAGACUCCAUCAUUUCAACCCUUCAAAAAGCCAUCGACCCACGCAAGCAGUACGUAGUUCAACAUCACUGGAAUGGAGCAUAUAGUAGGAUAUAUCGCGUCUCAUACGACGGAAUACAACUCAUCUUAAAAGUAUAUCUCCCCGUGUGUCCCAGAACCAUGACGGAGAGCGAGGUUGCAACAUUGCGGUGGGUCGACCAAAAUACCCGCUUACCCGUUCCCAAAGUCCACUACUAUGAUUCCACGCGGAAUAACCCAAUCGGCUUCGAAUGGAUCUUGAUGGAUCGGAUAGACGGAACACCUCUUUUUGAGUGCUGGAGAUCCACCACUCAAGAUGCUAAGGAGCGCAUCGUUAAGCAAAUUGCAGAAUACGCUGCCAUUUGUUUCGCAUGUCAAUUUAACGGGGGUGAGCGCGCCAGUAUACGUCAUUACACAAAGCCUUUCCGGACCGCAUUUAAGUGGACAAAGAUCCGUCUCCGUCUCAUUUCAGCCGAGCUCCGAUUAAAACUGGAUGAAGCGACUGAGGAGGAUCAUCGCAUGAUUCUGUCCGGCAUGCUAGAUCUCAUCGACCGUCUCCGCGGACUCCGAGGCAAAUUCUUCUUACCUCCUGGGCCGUUUAGCGAUAGUGAACCGUCAACUUACGAAGACGAGUCGACUGAUGAGGAAGAUGCGGAGACCAUCAAUGAGGGGGACAAGCCGCAUGAACAGACUAUGCUCUGGCAUGAUGACAUCUCUCUCGACAACAUCCUUGUUGAUGAGAAUGGUGUGCUCCAGGGCGUUAUCGGCUGGUCAUGUGUUUCAUGCCUCCCUCUUUAUGAAGCCUGCCAAUUCCCGGCCUUUCUGCAUCAGGCAUGGGACCGGGCUGUUGAACCACGUACUCCCUAUAGGGUUACUCGAGCAUAUUUAGAAAACAAAGAGGAAAUCCUCAAGUACGACGUAGAGCUAAGACAGCAUCAUCUAACCCUGCUUCGUCGAGUUUUUAUUGAUGAGAUGAUGCAGCGAUGUCCCGAAUGGGUUGACGCAUUUUACAGGCAGAGAUCCCGGAGAGAUUACGAAGCCGCUGUACAGAAUUGUGAUAAUGAGUUCGCGUAUAAGAUUGUUGAGGAAUGGGUAGAUGCUGUAGAGGGAAAGUCUAAUUUUAACAAGCCAGUUUGGUCACUCCAUGAGCGGUUUAUGAGAUAG